Messenger RNA from Triticum dicoccoides, 2466 nucleotides. RefSeq names its product glucan endo-1,3-beta-glucosidase 8-like. The transcript is spliced from 2 exons. Lineage: Eukaryota; Viridiplantae; Streptophyta; Magnoliopsida; Poales; Poaceae. The record is from RefSeq and is a predicted model, not a curated record. Gene Ontology annotation, biological process: carbohydrate metabolic process. The coding region runs from base 723 to 2198 and encodes 491 amino acids. Gene Ontology annotation, molecular function: hydrolase activity, hydrolyzing O-glycosyl compounds.
CUCGCCGUCCGUCCGUCCAUCCACCACUGACCAGUCCACACCCCACCCCACGAUCACUCAUCCGUUCCGUUCCUCCUCUGCUCACCAUCAACCCCUCAUAAAUUCUUCCUUUCUCGGUUCCUUGUCCCAGACCCAAACACACCAACGAAGCAACGCGUAGCCGGCCGAUCUCCGAGUUAAAUGCUGCCCCCUUUCUGACCCCUCCUUCCCUCUCAACCUCGGUCCCCGGCCGGCGUCGCCAUUGCCUCCACUCUCUCUUUCUUCGCCGGAUUCAACUCGACUCAAAAGCCUCGACGCUUUCCAUACCCCCCUCUGUUUCGUUUCUUGCCUUUUUCGCUCCGGGAAGGAAUUUCCAGCAUUCACAUGUGAGUCUCGCCCCUGCCCCUAUCCCUUUCUCCCCCGUCUGUUGGUGUCACCAGGAUCAGGAUCAGAUAGGAAAGCCCAGUCUCAGAAGAAACCGCGUCUGGUUUCCGUGCGCAAUCCGCCAUUGCCGUUUCUUGCAGCUCUCGCAGUCCGUCCCCCGAUUUAUACUCCCGCACUUCCUUCGCCGCCCGGGCCGACAUUGUUCCCUGUUCGACUGAAUCUCGAUUCGAUUCGAUUCCCGCCUCCGUUCGGAUCGGCAAAUCUUGAGGCUUCCCCUGUUCCUGGAUUCCCAAACCGUCGCAUCGAGAGAUCUUCUCCCUUCUUUCGUCCGUUCGCCGGAGAGCAGAGAGGCCUGUUCAAUGGCGGCGGUGAAUCUUGGAGCGUGGCUCUGCGCGCUGCUGGCGGCGGUGGCGGGCGUCCUCCCGGCGGCGGACGCGCUGGGGAUGAACUGGGGCACGCAGGCCACGCACCCGCUCUCGCCCAGGAUCGUCGUGCAGAUGCUCAAGGACAACGGCAUCAAGAAGGUCAAGCUCUUCGACGCCGACCAGGGCACCCUCAACGCGCUCGCCGGCUCCGACAUCGAGGUCAUGGUCGCCAUCCCCAACAACCUGCUCGACCUCAUGAACGACAAGGACAACGCCAGGGACUGGGUGCGCCACAACGUCUCCCGCUACCACUUCGACGGCGGCGUCAACAUCAAGUACGUGGCCGUCGGCAAUGAGCCCUUUUUGGCCUCCUACAACGGCACCUUCGACAAGGUCACCUUCCCGGCGCUGCAGAACAUCCAGAACGCGCUCAACGACGCCGGAUUCAGCGAGAUCAAGGCCACCGUGCCGCUCAACGCCGACGUCUACAACUCGCCCGCCAACAACCAGGUGCCGUCGGCGGGCCGCUUCCGGACGGACGUCGCCCCGCUCAUGACGCAGAUGGUGCAGUUCCUGGCCAACAACAGCGCCCCCUUCACCGUCAACAUCUACCCCUACCUCAGCCUCUACCUCAGCGAGGACUUCCCCGUCGACUUCGCCUUCUUCGACGGCCUCGCCAAGCCGCUGGUCGACGGCGUCAACACUUACACCAACGUGUUCGACGCCAACUUCGACACGCUGGUGUCGGCGCUCGCCGCCGUCGGCCACGGCGACUUGCCCAUCGUCAUCGGCGAGGUCGGCUGGCCGACCGACGGCGACAAGCACGCCACCAACGCCCUCGCCAAGCGCUUCUACGACGGCCUGCUGCCGCGGCUGGCGGCCAACACCGGCACGCCGCUCCGGCCCAAACAGUACAUGGAGGUCUACCUCUUCGGGCUCCUGGACGAGGACGUCAAGAGCGUGGCGCCGGGCGCGUUCGAGCGGCACUGGGGCGUGCUCCGCUUCGACGGCCAGCCCAAGUUCCCCAUGGACCUCACCGGGAACGGGCAGAACACCAUGCUGGUGCCGGCCAAGGGCGUGCAGUACCUGCCCAGGACGUGGUGCGUGUACAACCCCAACGCCGAGGACAAGAGCAAGCUGGUGGAGAACGUGAACUACGCCUGCACCUUCGCCGACUGCACGGCGCUCGGCAUGGGCUCCAGCUGCUACGGCAUGGACGUGAACGGCAACGCCUCCUACGCCUUCAACAUGUACUUCCAGGUGCAGAACCAAAAGGACGAGGCGUGCGACUUCCAGGCGCUCGCCGUGCCCACGCAGACCGACCCCUCCACCGCCGCCUGCAGCUUCCCCAUACAGAUCGCCGCCGCCUCCUCGACGUCGGGUGGCCACCGGCGAGCGCGCGCCGGGCCGCUCGGCGCCGCCGCUCUGCUCGUGCUGCUGUCUCUGGUCCAGCUCUUGAUGUCGCAUUAGAGAAUCAAACAGACUUGUUUUUCAUCAGUUGAUCAUUUGUUGCCUCAUAGCAUAUAUUUUUUGGAUCAGCAGUAGUUACUAGCAGUAAUCCGGUACGAGUCUUUGUACUGGAGGCAUAUAUACCGGAGGAUAUAUGUUCAGAUGGCAUUUCACAUGAUGUUCAAACACUUGAUGUGCUUGAUGACUAUGGUGUACAGUUCAUUCAGAAUCCCAGAUCCAAUGACCCAGUGAUAUUUCACAAAACAUUAAAAAAAAAUCUUGAUGUGUU